Messenger RNA from Histoplasma mississippiense, 2412 nucleotides. RefSeq lists its product with no specific name. The transcript has a single exon. The record is from RefSeq and is a predicted model, not a curated record. NCBI's taxonomy places the organism in Eukaryota, Fungi, Ascomycota, Eurotiomycetes, Onygenales, Ajellomycetaceae. The coding region runs from base 1 to 2412 and encodes 803 amino acids.
AUGCCAUUUGCUCCAUCACCUAGGACAAACUCUACAGGGACGCAAACGUCGCCUACUCUGGCUUCGUACAUGCCUCCUAAAUGUGCAUGUUGUUCUACGACACUGAUCUGCCCCAAUAAUCAUCAUCAUAUUAACCCUUUUUUUGGAGCCAGUCAACCUAAGAGACAGAGAUCGCUGACCAAAGUUUCAGCUUCACCCCGUAAGAAGCGAGUGCGACGACAAGAUUCAAGCGACGAUGAUGACGAUUUGCGAUCCUCGAAGAAACGCCGCGAAGCUGUAACUUCGUCUAUCACUCGCCACAGACAGCGAAGAGUGACUCCGUAUGCCGAACGGUCACGCCGCAGAGCAGUAGAGAGCCAAGGGAGGAUUGAUAAAACCCUUUUCCGCAUCCCCCAAUUAAUUGCCCAAAACAAUGCAGACCGAAAUACAGCCAUACAUGGUAACGCAGAGGACACCGAUGUCGACGAGCCAGCAUGGGACGUGCUCAGCCAGAUGCGAGCAGAUGCAGCAGAACUCUCAGAUGAGGAGCAACCACUGUCUCCACAAGCCCCUCAAACUCCAACACGAACCUGGGGUAUUCGAGGGCUAUUUAACUCGGUUCCUAGGUCGAUUUCAAAAUUCAUUCCUACAUUUAACCUGUCUCCAGUGCGAAGAGAGUUGUCGUCAGAGGGAUUUCGGACACCGCCGGAAAUUGUAACGAGACUUGCGCAAUCCACACCAGUUACCAGUACCCCCGAUCAGGGUGAGCUACCUGAACAGUUCGAGCAAUCCCGGGAUCCAGAGAAUAUGACAUACUCACUUUUUCCGCAACCCUUAAACCGGCGCCAGCUGUUGGGAACCCCUCCGGAUGUUCCAUACUCACAGAAUGAAGCCCGAAAAGUUCUGGCGACUGAAACUACCGUUUCUAAGGAAACUGAAAGCAACAAUGAGCAUCACGCGCCCGGCAAUAAUAACAAUAACAAUAACAAUAACAACGGCAGUAGUAAGAUCCCAAGAAAACGCAAGCACUCCAUUCCACAACCAAUUCCCAACCCCCCAGGCGCCAGCUAUGGAAUGGACUUAAGAUAUUUUGGAGACAGUUCACUAAGCGACGCAGAUGAUGACUCUACGCCCGAAGAUAUAACUGCAUUUGACACUGAACAACCUCCGGCCUCCAUUGCACCAACAGAGCAACCUGCUAUUCGAGGUAUCCUACGUGCUACAAAGCGCGUUCGUUUUGAUGCUAGUCCUGAGAACACUCCAUCCAAACUUCGACUCCGCCACCCUCAAUCCAAAAACAUCGACGAUGACCAGAGAACAACGGAGGAACAAAGUUCAUCCCUUCCUUAUACAGAUGAUCCUAUGGAUAUCUCCAGCGACCAUUCUACCGGCGAACCGUCUACGUUUACCUCACCUGCCAACCCUCAAACACCUUCAUCCGAUUCUCUGGGAGAUCCCCAGCCAUCUUCGCCUUCUCCACCGAUUAUUCGUCCAAAUCCAUUUGGAACUUACUGCCUCGAUUACGAUAUGUUUUCAGACGAUGAUGAUUUAUAUGAGGAUGAGGAGAUUGCAGCGGAAGCGGCGGAAACAACUACAAGUCUCAGUACUGGCGCCACCGCGAAUGAAACACCUGCCCCAACUCCCCAGGAUCGUGACACGGCUACUUCCUCUUCCCUACAAAGUCAAGUUACUGCGCACGAACCUUCCGCAUUAUCACCAGGUGUCUCUCAGUCCUCAUCCACUGCUCUUGAGGUUGCGCCGGUUGGUUCUCAAACAUCACAACAGCCUUCUGUCUUUGCUAAUAACUGGACACAACCUCCGCCGCCUCGCCCGACGCCGGCUUAUGCGUCUCUUCCAUCGCAGCCUACCACACCCGUUGGCGCGGAUGCUGUCGCCAAGCUCCGUUCACAGGCCGAGAAGUACAAGCCGAAGCUCCCUAGCGGGCUUCGUGCUUCCCGCCGGUACUCUUCCAGUCCGCUGUCGGCUCCAGACAGUGGUGACAAUAUGGCCUCGGAGCCUGAACACUUUGGGCCGUUGUUGGAUUCCCCUCUACCACAUCUCAACGGACGUGAGCUACGCCAAGCCACGGAAGCCAAAGGGGAGGCUUCUGUGGCGGACAAGGAGAAUUUGCCCGGCGACCUGGGGGGGUCGUCGGCGCAAAGUUCGCACGUGCCAACCCCCCGGAUAAGGCAAUUGGUUCGUGAGAUGUGGUUAGAGGAGGAUGACGACGCGGCCGACGAGGUGUUCAGUCGCGAGUUCCGGCGAUUCCGCCGGGAGAAAUCCCGGUUGGAGGAGUCGGAGCUGCAGGAGGAGGAGCGGGGAGAGGAAGAGGAGGAAGAGGAGGGGGCAGCUCCCAUCGAGCCCUUUAACCUGGGCUCGUAUGGUGAGUUUUGCCAGAGGUUUGAGGAGUAUAGGCGGGGGCGGGCCGCCUAG